This is a messenger RNA of Gopherus flavomarginatus (Mexican gopher tortoise), 1368 nucleotides long. Its product is annotated as zinc finger protein 501-like. NCBI's taxonomy places the organism in Eukaryota, Metazoa, Chordata, Testudines, Testudinidae. Bases 58 to 1368 code for a protein of 436 amino acids. The transcript is spliced from 2 exons. The record is from RefSeq and is a predicted model, not a curated record.
UUACCUGGAUCCCACCUGCUCUGAUCUCUCCCAGCAAGGCCUCGAUCCUGAUAGUGGAUGGAGCGAGGGGAAGAGCUGCAGGUCCCAGAUCUCAGCAAAGGCGAGGAUGACAAGAGCUGUCCAAGCCCCCAAAUAGGUGAGGGGCUGGCGAGCAUGGCCAGGGCAGAGGAUGCGGCACCGGGAAGGGGCGGCACUAGCACUGAUGUGGAGCCGGUGGAGGGAGCGUGGCACAAAGACCCUGCUGCAGGGGCAGAGGAAGCGGCGCCCGGAGGCGGUGCAAGGGUGGAGGAGGCAGUGCCGGGAGGUAGCACUGAUGCAGAGCUGGCGCGGCACAGAGACCCCACCAUCAGGUGGCCCUUUAAAUGCGGCGACUGUGGGAAGAGCUUCCGGCAGAGUGCCAUGCUGACCAGGCACCAGCUACGGCAUGCGAGCGAGAGGCCGUACGUCUGCACCACCUGCAGCAAAGGCUUUUGCAACGGCGCAGCACUGGCUGCGCACCAACGGGCGCACACAGGCGAGCGUCCCUUCCCCUGUCUGGCGUGCGGCAAGGCCUUUGCCAGCAGCUCGGCGCUGCUGGUGCAUCAGCGCGUGCACACCAGCGAGCGUCCCUACCGCUGCGGGGAGUGCGGGCAGAGUUUCCGGCAGAGUGCCCACCUGACGCAGCACCAGCAGGGUGCCCACCCCGGCCCGCGCCCCCAUGCCUGCACUUACUGCGGCAAGAGCUUCGGGCUGCGCUGCACGUUGGCGCGGCACUUGCGGACGCACCGUGUCGAACAGCCCCACGCCUGCCCCGACUGCCCCCGCCGCUUCCGCCACUGUGCCCACCUGCUCCGGCACCGGCUGGUACACACGGGCGAGCGCCCCUUCCCCUGCCCAGUCUGCGGCAGGGCCUUUGCCCUGAGCGCCACUUUGCUGCGGCACCAGCUGGUGCACACGGGCGAGCGCCCCCAUCGCUGUGAGGAGUGCGGGCGCAGCUACACGCAGAGCUCCUACCUGCGCCAGCACCAGCGCAGUGCCCAUGCUGGCCAGCGCCCCCACACCUGUCCUGACUGUGGCCAGGCCUUCGCCGACCGGGCCAACCUCCUGCGGCACCAGCGAGGCCACACGGACGCCCGGCCCCACACCUGUGCUGAGUGCGGGAAGCGCUUUGCCCAGCUGGCCAGCCUGGUGGAGCACCGCCGGCGGCACACGGGCGAGAAACCUCACGAGUGCCCCCGCUGCGGGAGCUGCUUCCGCCACCACUCGGCCCUGCUUCCCCACCAGCGCUCUCAUGCCGGGGAGCGCCCCUUCUGCUGUGGGCAGUGCGGGCGUUGCUACACCCGCAGCUCCAACCUCCUGCUGCACCAGCGGGUGCAUGCUGCUGAGUGA